Messenger RNA from Mycena citricolor, 1666 nucleotides. NCBI's taxonomy places the organism in Eukaryota, Fungi, Basidiomycota, Agaricomycetes, Agaricales, Mycenaceae. The record is from the annotation of a GenBank genome assembly.
CCGGAUGGCUCAAAGACUUGCAGGCAACUCUUAUUCGUAACCCCCACUGUCAAGCUUUUCUCCUCAUGGGCGAAAUCAGCAAGUUCUACGAUAUCCAACUGCUCAUUUUGUCGGCUCUAUGUCUACUCGCUCUUGUCCUGGACCGCUUCUACUCGAUGUCGCGUCGGAAGCACGCGAGUGAGGACGCCCUCGCUGAGCGUGCAGAGAGCGGAUACGGAAUUACAGGGACGGGCGAGGCUUUGGCUACCUUGACGAAGCAAUAUCUCAUCGUCUACUCCAUCGUCAUGGGCGCGGACUGGCUCCAAGGGCCAUACAUCUACUCGCUGUACCACGAACAAUAUGCCUACACGGAAAGCACGGUCGCGCUCCUUUUCGUGGUCGGCUUCGUCUCUGCCGCCCUCGCCGCACCACUCGUGGGCUCCUGGGCAGACCAGCAUGGGCGAAAGCGGAUGUGCCUCAUCUUCUGUGCCGUAUACACCACAGCGUGCAUCUGCACCCAAACGUCCUUCCUCCCGGCCCUCUUCCUCGGCCGCGUCGUCGCUGGUUUCGCAACGUCCAUCCUCUUCAGCGCGUUCGAGGCGUGGUUGAUCAGUGCGGCAAGUGCUCAGGGCCUGCACUCGUCAGAUCUGUCGACGUUGAUGGGUCGAGCGACCCUCGUGAAUGGGAUCGUGGCUACUGGUGCUGGAGUUGCGAGCAACCAGCUCGUGGCCUUCACUCACUCGUUUGCAAGCCCGUUCAUCCUGAGCGGCGGGCUUCUCGUUGUUGCGUGGCUUGUCAUCCGUGCUACCUGGACAGAAAAUUACGGAAACUCCCCGGUGUCUUCUGGGGGAGAGAAGCCGUCUUCUAGCGCAGGCAUGACAACGGACAGGUUCCAGAUUGCUCGAUUGGGAACAGCUCUGCGGAUAGUACGAGACGAUACUCGCCUUCUGGUUCUCGGCACUGUGCAGACUUGCUUUGAGGGGUCGAUGUAUCUCUUUGUGUUUCUCUGGGUUCCCGCCCUGCAGCAACAUUCGACGCUGACUCAGCUUCCUCUGGGCUUCAUUUUCUCGUCAUUCAUGCUGAGCAUGAUGCUGGGCUCGUUGCUGUACACGUUUUUGGCCACCCGCUCGGUAGACUCAAGCAUCCUCACACACGCCAAGCUUUCGAGUUGUGUCUGUGCGGUAUCUGGAUUUUCCUUGGCUGCGUCUGCUUCGAUUCCCGACGAACGGGUUCGUUUCUGGGCAUUCUGCUUGUUUGAAUGCUGUGUGGGGAUGUACUUUCCGGUGCAGGGAAUGCUGCGGUCCGCGUUGAUCGCCGAUUCGCAGCGGGCCACUCUCGGUGCCCUGUUCCGGGUGCCGUUAAACUUGCUGGUCGUGGGCAGUCUUCUGGGUGGUGUCGGUGCAGUCGGAGGAGAAGGCGGACGAGGUGGUGUCAUGACAGCAUGUUCCUUGAUGCUGUGUGGCGCGAGCAUACUUGUUGGUGUCGUUCUCGUUGGCCGCGCUGACAAAUACGUCGCGCAGGGCAACCCGGUCGCCGUGGGCGUCAUCCGCGAGUGAAUUUCAAGCCGUUGCAUCUAAUCAAAAUCAAUGUUGUAGUAACCCUCCAUGUAUCGUAGCUGAUGAUAAUUGUAGACAAUCCGAUGGCUUCAACCCGCAAGUGGCGUCUGUACUAAUCACACGCAUCCCGA